Schistocerca gregaria is the source of this 706-nucleotide messenger RNA. RefSeq lists its product as uncharacterized. The record is from RefSeq and is a predicted model, not a curated record. Lineage: Eukaryota; Metazoa; Arthropoda; Insecta; Orthoptera; Acrididae. The transcript has 9 exons. The coding region runs from base 44 to 673 and encodes 209 amino acids. Gene Ontology annotation, molecular function: protein binding.
CAAUACUCUGUGUUUCCGAUAAAAGUAAAAACAUCAUAAAAAAAUGAAGAGCAGUAUAAUUGGAUUAUUAGUUAUCCUACUAGUGUCUUUAGUUUUUGUGGCAGCAGAUGAAUCAAAUUUUAUCAGCGACCUGUUGGAAGAAUUCCCAGGUGUGUAUGAAUUUAGAAAAUAUGCAGCCAACCAAUAUUGUUUCGGAAAUAAUAACUUUAAAUGUAAUAGCCAAGGCAAAAUCACAGAAAUUCAAAUUGAAAAUAUUAAUCAAAAUGGUCAUGUACCAGUGUCAAUAUCUACCCUAACGGAAUUGCAUAAAAUUGAUAUUUCUAAUAGCUCUAUUGAAUUAGACUGGAACAAUAUCAACAAUAUAAAGAAAUUAGAUAUCCUAAUAUUUUCAGGAAAUAAACAUAAAAUAGUAAAAUUUCCGACGUUAACAAUAGAUUUGAAAUAUUUAGAUCUUUCCAACACCAGGUUUGAUGGUGAAUUAACUAAAUUACCAAGUACCCUAUUAUAUAUCAACAUUUCAAAUACUGGUCUAACUGGUAGCAUUCCAAGUUUUAUUAAUAACCCUAAUUUGAGAUAUUUUGAUGUAUCAAAUAAUAAAUUAAAAGGCGACCUUCCAGAUUUUGAUAGAACGAAUUUAUUGAUAUUAAACGCUUCAAAUAACAUGUUAAACUAAUAAUAAUACAGAAUUCAAUAAAAAAAUAUCAAU